AUGCAGGCCAACAGCGCCGCUCGACAUCUGGCAGCUCGGGUAGCAACGGCCACAGCAACGGUAACUGUAACGGUAACAGUAGCGGUUUUAUCAACGGUCAUGGCCAUGGGGCAGGAGGCCUCGUUGGUGGUGAACGGAAUGAUGGCGCUGGCGAUGUCAGGCGGCGACGGCGCCGUCGGGAACAACGGUGGCGGCGCCUCCGCCGUCAGCGUCUCCUGGGACCCCUUUUUGAUUAGCCCGCGGCCUAGGAUGCACAUCAGCGGCGUCAGCAACUUGUCGUACAAACCGCCGUCGAGCGUGACGGCGGAGCCGGCGGCGGCAGUACUGCAGCGGAGGCGUGCGGCCUUCACGGCAUCUCGCUGUUGCGGCUCCCCCGUCAGCGCCGCCGCCACGGGAUCGUCCGCCAGCAUCGGCGCGUUCCUAUUCGGCAGCGGCGGCGGCGGCGGCGUUCCGCUAAGGUCGCCCUGGGGCUCUCCGACGGAGCCGAGCUCUCACGGCCCCUUGGUGCAGCUCCUCACCAUCGGACUUGGUACGGCUAUUGACGGCGACGGCGCCGCCAAGGGCCUCGAUGGGUCCGGCGGGGGGAACGGGGGGGGCAAAGGGGCCGCACCCAUUGCCGGCGGCGGCGGCGGCGGCGGCCGUACCAGCGUCUUGGCCAAAUCGGACUCGGACUUGGGACAGAAUUGCUCCGGCGUUGGUGGCGGCGAGGAUGGUGACGGCGGCGGCGGCGACGCUGCCGCCGCUGCUGCAAUGCCGGCGGUGUCGGCGGUUAACAAGGCGCCGGGGGCCGACACGCCGCCCAGAGUCGCUGUACGGCCAUCGAUGUUGCCAAGCGCACCGUCGACGCCGCUGGCCGGCACUUCAUCGUUGUUUAAGCCAAUGGCCAGUACGGGCACGCCGAGUGUUAACGCUGGUGCUGCCGCCGCUGCCGCCGCCGCCGCCACUGCCGCAAGCGGGGACGGCGGCGGCGGCGGUGAUGCUGGGCUGACGGAGGCGCAGACUCGCUCGCGGCGGCGCACCAGCGCUCGCAGCGCUCUGCCGUCGCUCGACGGCGAGCCUGCUACGUCGCAAGGGGGGCCGUACUUGAUGGGCGAUACGUCCAAGAUGCUGCAGGUGGGUAUCUCCGUGGCCGCCCUGAUGGAGGUGGUGAAGGCGCUGCCCGCCACCGCGCGGUUCGCCACAACCGCGGAGGUGUUCGACAGCUGGCUGAUGCCGCCUACACGGGGCUCACAGUUUUUAGAUUUGGUGAUGGCUCGAGUGAAGAUUGUAUUGGGGGAGCCCCCGGAGGCCUCUCCCGCCCCCUCGACACCGGGAGCACGUGCGUCGUACAACGGCUUGCCCGUACUGCACCCGGACCGUACGUGGUUUGGACCACCCGACCAUUACGUCAUCCACUCUUGGUCGGGAAAUUUCAUGUCGUUGGUUUCGGCGCUUCGGGAAUAUUGUGGUGUUAUUAAUAAGACCCCCUCCUCUACAUACGUGUGGCUAGACGUCGUGGCCGCUAACCACCACCCAGGCAGGAAAGACAAGAAGGAACUGCCGCACUGCAAUUUCCCCUAUCCCCUGCCGUACUCCAAUCUGCCGUACUGCUCUCCUCCCCGUAUAAUUUCCCCCUCAAGGCAAAUCAUGGCCACGGCACGUAAGGCCCUUUUGGUUCUGGACCCCAUGGCCAACUCUCUCACACGCCUGUGGUGUCUGUACGAGAUUUGGUUGGCGGUUUGUGCGCUUCCUGGAGCAAGCCCGGCAAAGCUGACGAUGCUGAACGCGGGAACCGACUGGGACGCCUUUGCGGACUCGUUCUUCAGGUUGUACGGCAGAGUAAUCGACCUGUCACGUUGCGCCGCCUCGUUACCCGAAGACCGAGCCAAACUCCUAGAGGACAUGAUUCGUACAUCCCACGAUGCGGCUGGAUCUGGAAACGGAUCGCAGCACGCAAGUGGUACGACAAUCUCGCCGUACGGCGUCGUGGCGGCGCUGCCGCAGCUGAGUGCGGCGGUUCGCGGCGCAUUGUUCGACGCCUCCGCCGGGGAUGUUGCGGAGGCUCGGAAGGGGGCGAGGGCGGGGGGUAUUGGCGUGUUGGCGUUACUGGAUGCCGUGGAACGGUACGCCAUGAUCCGGCGCCUGGCGGGCGGACAUGUGGAAGCGGAGGAGCAGCUUGAGGCGGCGGUGGCGGUGGCCAUGGGUGUGUCGGGGGCGGGGCCCCGAAACACGGGUUCUAUACGGCCGUCUUCGCCGCCCAAGCGCACCGUCAGCGGCAGUGGCGCUACCGCCGCCGCCAAUGCAUCCGCCGCCGCCGCUAACUCCAAUGCUGAGGUCACCGUGAGCGGUGCCGUCGGCAUCGGCGCCGGCGGCGUCGGCAGCACGGCAGCAACAAAGAUAGAACCGGCAGCGGCGCCGGCGCCGGCGUGGGCUGACAGCGGCGGCGCGGACGGCGGCGCGGAACCACGGCCGCCGCCGCCGCCGUUGGUGACGCUGCCGCCAAUCUUUCCCUCGUACCACACUAGCAGUACUGUCACGGCCACAGGCGGCGGCACCGCCGCCACCGCCGCUGCCGCUGGCGGCAGCUCCGCGUAUCACAACUCGAGCACGGCCGAGCACGGGCGUCUCAUCCAGGCCUCCACGCAUGCGGCCAUGGCGCUGUCGUGCAUUCCGGGCCUUACUUUGGUGCGGCCGCCGGUGAAUGCACAGGACAAAAGCACCGACGGCGACGGCGAUCCGUACGACCACAGCGGCCGCGACGGCAGCCGUCACGACUACCUAAGCAACCAUGGCGGGCUCGGCGGCGGCGGCGGCGGCGGCAGUCACAAUUAUCAUCACAGUUUUCACCAUAGUCACAGUACGGUUGGCGGCGGCGCUGCCGGCGGCGGUGGCGGCGGCGGCGGCGGCCGGCAACGUUCGGUCAGCCCCCCGGGAGUCCAUACCUUCCCGUCGAUGCGCACCCGGCACGGGGCGUACGACAACGGUGGCGGAGGCGGAGGCGGCGGAGGCAAUGGUGGUGAUCAUGACCGGAAGAGUGGCGGCGGGCAGGUCCGCGGCGGCGGCGGGGGUGGCGGUGGCGGCACCAGCAACGGCGGCGUUGGUGGUGGUGGUAUGGCAUCAUCAUCGCCGUCGUCGUCGCCGCCGCCAGCGCCUGGUGAAAUCGCGUGGAAGGGCAGUUACUGGGAGCUCACAUCGCCUCAGAAUAUUCCCGCAGACGGGGCAAGAGCUAUUUUCAUGGCCUCUCUUGUGGAGGCAACUUGUGGCAGGCAUGAAGCAGCGGCGCAGCUGGCACUACAAGCAGGACUAGCGCGAGCUGCAACCCUAGGUCCAGGCCACCCGUCCACCCUAGCUACUAAGCGGGCUGCCGUACCUCAACUACUUCAGUUGGGUCGCCUGACGGAAGCUCAGAUCCUAGCCAAGAGUUUGCUGAGGCUGGCGGUCUCGGAGCAUGGGGACCUACACCCCUCGGUUGGAUUAUGUCAUGGCGCCGUCGCGAUGGUUCUCGCCGCCCAGAAUAAGGCCGAGCUGGCGUACUCUUCCGCCCAGCGGGGCGCUGAGGUGCUGGCGGCGUGUCUAGGGAGGGGCCACCCCGCCACUUUGGAGGCGUUACAACUCUGCGCGGACAUGCUAGAGAGCGCACGGGAGUACGGCAAGGCGGUGGCGCUAAUGCGGCUGGUGGUCCAGGGGCGCUCAGUCCCGGGAGCCAUCCGCACUUCUCCCGCCUCACCCGCGUUUCUAGCGCCGAACAAUAGAUUAUUGCAUCUAAGGACCAUCGCUGCACUAGAGGAAAAAGCCAUGUCAGAAGAACACUCCAGGCGCGCCAUGAUUGGUGUGAUGCGGAGCCUGUCCCGGCUGGAGACGGAGCUGCGAGCCGCCCUCAUGGCCAUGACGGGAGCAGCUGCUCAAACACAGAUGCAGAUCCAGCGCGAUUUGGAGUUGGUGUUGAUGGCUCAAAACAAGCGCUACGAGGCAGCCAUGUUGCGGAAAGGGGAGUUGCGACCCGCUUGAGCAGGUUCUGGAGCUGGUUUUGGAGCUGGCGGGUAGGGGAGCAGAGAUCUUGUUUCGGAGCCGGCGAAUAUGGAAGAAGAGCGCCGGUUUUGGAGCUGGCGGGUAGGGGAGCAGAGAUCUUGUUUCGGAGCCGGCGAAUAUGGAAGAAGAGCGCCGGUUUUGGAGCUGGCGGGUAGGGGAGCAGAGAUCUUGUUUCGGAGGCCGUAUUCGUACUGCCUCCUAAAUAGUGAGAAUC
Volvox carteri f. nagariensis is the source of this 4222-nucleotide messenger RNA. RefSeq lists its product as uncharacterized. Gene Ontology annotation, molecular function: protein binding. The coding region runs from base 1 to 3987 and encodes 1328 amino acids. Lineage: Eukaryota; Viridiplantae; Chlorophyta; Chlorophyceae; Chlamydomonadales; Volvocaceae. The record is from RefSeq and is a predicted model, not a curated record. The transcript is spliced from 20 exons.